AUCUUUCGCGAAGCCCUUGCAUUGCGUCCGCAUGGCCACCCCAAUCAUCCUUAUCCAUCUAUUAUCUCACCGAAGUGCAUCUACCUUCGACGAAUCGUGCUCGAACUCUGUCCUCUUGGCAAUGAACACCGUCCGAGAUCGUUCGACAAGCUUGCGUGGGCCUUUGUGUUACGCCUUCAACAAUGCAACAGUUUUGAUGAUUUAGACGAGUGCAUACAAUGUUGUCGUGAAGCCGUUUCUCUGCUCUGGGGUUCUGAACGCUAA
Molecule: messenger RNA, 264 nt
Organism: Suillus plorans
Lineage: Eukaryota; Fungi; Basidiomycota; Agaricomycetes; Boletales; Suillaceae
Exons: 2
Source: RefSeq, a predicted model, not a curated record